Drosophila novamexicana is the source of this 1935-nucleotide messenger RNA. RefSeq names its product cytoplasmic phosphatidylinositol transfer protein 1 (gene rdgBbeta). NCBI's taxonomy places the organism in Eukaryota, Metazoa, Arthropoda, Insecta, Diptera, Drosophilidae. The coding region runs from base 612 to 1451 and encodes 279 amino acids. Gene Ontology annotation, molecular function: phosphatidylinositol transfer activity; phosphatidylinositol binding. The transcript is spliced from 8 exons. Gene Ontology annotation, cellular component: cytoplasm. Gene Ontology annotation, biological process: phospholipid transport. The record is from RefSeq and is a predicted model, not a curated record.
AUAUACACAUACAUAUUUGUGAACUUUUAUAUGUUAGUCUUUGAAGGUUGCAGGAGCGAAAGUUUGUUUUCUGAAAGUGAUGACUUUAAAGCCAAAAUACUUGUAAUUUCCAUUAGGCCAAAUAUGGAGACUAUAUAAAAUAAAUAAAUCGUGCUAUCAACAAUAACAAUUAAUUACUUCAGGAACCUGAUAUUCUUAGUCACCAAAUAAAACAUCCGCUCGCAUAGAGAUGAGGGCAUGAUUAAUCAAGUGAACUCUUAAAAAUUCGGAUGUGUCUGACACAGAUAAGCAAAUUUUGAUGCACAAAUAAAGAGUAUGCUCAACAACUAGCUAAAGUAAAAACAAACAAGAAAAGCCGUCUACCUUCGGCACACCGAAUAUAACAUACACUUGCUACUUAGACUACGGAUUUGAAGAUAUGUGGAGCGAAUUAUGAAGCCUUCAUUGCUGAGUUUGACAAAUGCAAUCGAUAACACAAUCGAUAGCCCCAUCGAGUUACAGUAGUAUAUAUUUUGUUGUUGCUUCAGUUGCGUCUCGUCUCGUGUGCCGUUCUUUGCGUAACGUUAGAUCCGUUGUUAUAUUAUUUUUAUUUUUGAAUAUAACUUGACAACAUGGUAUUAAUAAAGGAAUAUCGCGUUUGCAUGCCGCUUACUGUGGAGGAGUACAAAAUUGGACAGCUGUAUAUGAUUGCGCGCCACAGUCUGGAGCAGUCCGACGAAGGCGAAGGUGUCGAGGUGAUAGAUAACAAGCCCUGCGAAGAUCCCGUUCACGGCAAGGGACAGUACACGGAGAAACGCAUACACCUGUCCAGUCGGCUACCAUACUGGAUACAGGCUAUUUGCCCGCGCGUUUUCUACGUGACGGAAAAGUCAUGGAACUAUUAUCCCUACACACUAACAGAAUACACGUGCUCCUUCAUACCCAAAUUAAAUGUUUUAAUCAAGACCAAAUAUGAGAACAACAAUGGCAGCACUGAGAACUGCUUAGAUCUCAGCGAGGAAGAGUUGAAGGCGCGUUCAGUAGACCAUGUGGACAUUGCAUUUGACGAGUUCAGUGGCAAACAUUAUAAACGCGAAGAGGAUCCAAAGUUCUUUAAGUCAGAAAAGACAAAUCGUGGUCCACUUAUCGAGGGCUGGCGUGACUCUGAUACUCCUAUUAUGUGUUCCUACAAGGUGGUGCUGGCCAGCUUCGAGGUCUGGGGCCUGCAGACCAAGGUGGAAGACUUCAUACAGCGUGGCAUUCGGGAUAUUUUGCUUCUCGGCCAUCGCCAGGCCUUCGCUUGGGUGGAUGAAUGGCAUGGCAUGACCCUGGAGGAUGUACGCGCCUAUGAGCGACAAAAGCAAGCGGAAACCAAUGAGAAGGUUCAGUACAAUGCGAGUCCACAAGUAGCCAAGGAUAAUGAGGCUGCCGCAAAUGGUAGUACAACGCCCACGGAUGGGGGCAACUCUUAGAAUAUUGUUUAAAUGACAGCUAGUUGAAUUUUUGUGAAUGUUAUACCAAAUUUUUGCCAACAGGGCCGGCAGACAGUUUUAACCAAUAGCUCAAUAAGAUAAUGUUAUGGGACAUUGCGAGCUUACAAAUUUCUCAAGUCAUAGCCAUAGGAAGUACACAUAUAUACUACAUAUAUUAAUGGUCCAAACAAGCUCAAGAUACUGAAACUGACUUGCAGAUACACAUAGAAACAAAUAUGAGUACUACUCGUAACCAAAAAAGAAAAACAUCAACUACCUAUGUAACAUGAUGUGUUUACAUAUUUAUGAUUUGCAUAAGGAUAUAUUAAUGUGGGCAACUAUUUUAGGUUUGGUUUUUGUUAACUAUUCUCUUUAGUUAUUUGAUAUGUAUCCUCGUACAUAAUAUGCAGACGCUGUUGAUGAAAAUGCGCUGAUGACUUAAAUGUACAAAUACAAAAUUAAAAAUAAACGAACGUAACUUGUG